GUAGACAGGCCACUGUAAUUCAUGAAGCCAGACCUUGAGGGGGGUUUGCACACACCAGCCCUUAACUCUUGUUACUCUAAACGUGAAGCAACUAACCUGGACAGCUCUUUCAGACCGGGACCGGGUCGCACGCUAUCACAUACAGCAGCUGAUUUAAAAAAAAAGUUAAUCAUACGCCACUGUGGAUAGUUUGAAGACUUUUUUUCUUAUUUAUUUAAAGUCGUGUUAAACCCGCUGAAUUUUCAACAUUUUAGCGUCUGCGGCCGUAACGACAUGUGGUGGAUGCUGUUUCCCCGAUGGAUUUGGUUUCUUCUUGGACAGUGUUACACUAUAUUCCUUUGCAUGGACAGCUGUCGUGUGAGAGCUUUGCCUAUAAUGUCCGUUGCGAAGGUGGUGUACUCACACGCAGGUAUGUGCCCGAAUGAUCUGAACCCCAACCUGUGGGUGGAUGCUAUGAGCACCUGCUUGCGCGAAUGCGAAUCCGACCAGGACUGUGAGGCAUUUGAAAAGUGCUGCCCUAAUGUGUGUGGUAACAAGAGCUGUGUGGCGGCACGCUACAUAAACAUCAAGGGCAACAAGGGUCCGAUUGGAAUGCCAAUGGGUGCUACCUGUGACAAGUUCAUGUGCUCUCAGCAAGGCUCCGAGUGUGACAUCUGGGAUGGUCAGCCUGUUUGUAAGUGCCGAGACCGCUGUGAGAGAGAACCCCACUUCACGUGCGCAUCUGAUGGCAUGACUUAUUAUAACAAGUGUUACAUGGAUGCAGAGGCUUGUUCCAAGGGUAUCUCAAUCUCUGAGGUCACCUGCAGGUAUCACCUGACCUGGCCCAACACCAGCCCAAUCCCUGUGGAGACCACCUUACAUCCCACUACUGCCCUCCAAACCACCCUCCCAACUGAGAUUCAGCUCCCUGCCAUACACAAUGGACCCACCAAACAGACCCUUUUUGUGGGUGAAACCGCAAGCUUCCUAUGUGAGGUGUCUGGAAAGCCACAACCGGAAAUCACCUGGGAGAAGCAACUGAAAGGCAAAGAGAAUAUCAUCAUGAGACCCAAUCAUGUGCAAGGGAAUGUCGUGGUCACUAACAUCGGCCAGCUGGUCAUAUACAAUGCCCAACUUCAAGAUGCUGGAAUCUACACCUGCACCGCUAGAAAUGUUGGAGGAAGUGUGUCAUCACAUUUUCCCUUGGUGGUGAUUAAGAGAGAGCAGAAAGGUAAAAAUUCAGAGGGAAAUAAUACCAACCUGCCUUUUCCAGCUGCAGAGUGCCUUAAGAGUCCAGACGCUGAUGACUGUGGAGAAGAGAGCAUAAGCUGGUACUAUGAACCAAAGAGGAACAAUUGUUUUACCUUUACCUACAGUCAGUGCAAUAAAAACCAAAACCAUUUUGACACCUAUGAAGCCUGCAUGUUGUCGUGUGGAGGCGAACUGGCAGCUCCCUGCAGCUUACCAAGCCUACAAGGGCCCUGCAAGGCCUACGAGCCCCGCUGGGCAUACAGCAGCACUAUGAAAAAGUGCCAGUCCUUUGUGUAUGGAGGCUGCGGUGGCAAUGAGAACAACUUUGAGUCUAAAGAGGCCUGUGAAGAGAUGUGUCCCUUUCCAAAGAACCACAACUGCAAGAUAUGUAAACCUCGAAGCAAGAUGGUUACCAGCUUCUGCAAGAGUGAUUUCGUGAUCCUCGGUCGUGUGACUGAGCUGACAGAGGAGCAAGAGUCAGGCCAUGCUUUGGUAACCGUGGAGGAGAUCUUGAAGGAUGAGAAGAUGGGUCUCAGGUUCUUUGGCAAGGAACCAUUGGAGGUGACUCUUCUGAACAUGGACUGGAAUUGCCCCUGCCCCAAUAUUACUUUAGCUGAUGGGCAGCUCAUCAUCAUGGGGGACGUUCAUAACGGGAUGGCCGUCCUGCAGCCUGACAGCUUCGUGGGCUCCUCCAGCACUCGUAGAAUCAGGAAGCUCCGUGAGGUUAUCCACAAGAAAACCUGCGAUUUCCUCAAAGAUUUCUCAACAGCCCAGUAGACUCUUAUGCUUGUGCAUCAUUUUAAGAUUACUCCAAGCUCCAGUGACCUCACCAAACUGACUGCCAGGAAACAAAAAUCCAACUUAUCUGUGUUGUUGUUUAGUUUUGUUGCCUGUUUUUUGU
This is a messenger RNA of Melanotaenia boesemani (Boeseman's rainbowfish), 2131 nucleotides long. RefSeq names its product info WAP, follistatin/kazal, immunoglobulin, kunitz and netrin domain containing 2a (gene wfikkn2a). The coding region runs from base 274 to 2007 and encodes 577 amino acids. The record is from RefSeq and is a predicted model, not a curated record. Gene Ontology annotation, cellular component: extracellular region. Gene Ontology annotation, molecular function: serine-type endopeptidase inhibitor activity; protein binding. The transcript is spliced from 3 exons. NCBI's taxonomy places the organism in Eukaryota, Metazoa, Chordata, Actinopteri, Atheriniformes, Melanotaeniidae.